Messenger RNA from Coniosporium apollinis CBS 100218, 1245 nucleotides. RefSeq lists its product as uncharacterized. Lineage: Eukaryota; Fungi; Ascomycota; Dothideomycetes. Bases 1 to 1245 code for a protein of 414 amino acids. The transcript has a single exon. The record is from RefSeq and is a predicted model, not a curated record.
AUGGUCCUCGAGGAAGCUACGGCGCCUGCGCCAGAAGCUUUCACAGACGAGCCAUAUCCCUCCGACAAUGACCCCUACGCAGGCUCUCAACCGCAGACGAGCCAAGCAGGCCCCAUGGACGUCGACAUGAGCAAACUCCCAGGACCAAUACCAAUCGUCGGACCCAUGUUAGGCUAUUCUCGAGCAAGAAUCGCUAUGGACAUAAAAGAGCAUAUCAGUCUGGCUACGCAGAUCCUCAAGCGGCCGCUGAACAAGGGUGAGGUAGACGCAAUCGCAUACAACACGGCGAACGCAAAGUCACUGGCAUCAUACGGCUGCGCGACGGGCGCCGCGUUGGGCGCGUAUCAAUGCUACAGGACACGGGAGACGUUCCGGUUUCCAUUCUUCACGCCACCGGCGGACAAAUUCAACCCGGAAAUUUUUGGGCCACUUAGGGGCCAGACUGCAAGACAAGCAUGGCAUGUUCUUAGAGCGGGACCGUACGUGCUGCUCGUGAGCUUGGUAGGCGCUUUCGCGACAAACAACUACGGAGCGCUUAAAGCUGCUGUGUCAAUGUCGCAGGAUCCGCGUCUCAAGGACUUUAACGAAGAGCUGAGGAGACGGGUGCAGGAGCGGGGAGGAAGGAUAAUAACUCAGCGGCCCCCACCGUCUUCGCCUCGAACACCCACAGAAGGUCGUGCUCCAGCUGGUGGCGCCGCAACCCCCGGCGGAAAGUCAGUCUAUGGCGACGAGGACGACAUGUCACCCACCGGCGGCGCGUACAAUUACGACUUGUCCGGUGACCCGAACUCAACCACCGACACUGGCAUCCUCUCUGACAGUCAGAUGCGCGGUCAGGAGGUGCGGCAGCGAGCAGACCCGAGGAGAAGUCCGACCGAGGAUCGUGGAGCUACGUUCCAGAUGGACAAGGUGACCUCGCAACCAUCCAACUACGAGGAUGCAUCUGGCUCCGGCUCGCAACCUGCACGAAGCUCAGGGGGUGGAUCAGCGUGGGAUCGUGUCAGGCAACAGGCGGGGCGUGGAGACGUAUCGCGUGGGUCACCACGAUAUCCAACACCGAGCAAUGCGGGUAGUGGCAUUCAGCGGGAGCAAAGAGAGGGAUCGACGACUGGGGACAGCUUCACCUUCUCAUCCGCGGACGAGGAUAGACAGUUGGCGAAGGCGGAGGCACAGAAAGAGUUUGAUGCGAGGAUUGAACGAGAGAGGAGGGGCGGAGAUUUUGGUGACUCGAGCAAAAGAUGGUGA